AUGAACUUCGAUGACUUGCUGAAAAUACUGGGAGAUCUUGGAACAUAUCAAAGGCAGAGAUAUGCCUUACUGUGCAUAGUUGCGGUUUACUCUGUUACAUCCACAGUUGGUAUUGUGUUUUACGGCAUAGAGCCUAACCAUCACUGCAAGAUACCUUCAGCAUACGUCGAUGUUGUCACCAGUAAAUAUGGGAAUGUUUCGCAGGAGGAACUGCUGAAUCUAAUCAUACCACUCACAGACAAGGGUGAAAGGAGUUCUUGCAAACUGUAUACAUUCGAUGAAUGGUCUACCAACAGCAAAACAACGUGGUUUCUUGUAAAUGAAACAUUUUAUUACGACACCGCCCGGGGAAAUAACAAGAACGCGUCUUGGACGGCCAUCAAGCACAAAGGGAACAAUAACCAGGUUGGUCCACCAAGUUCAUCAUCGUGUCCAGAAGGGAGAGUGUACAGCUCUGACCAGUAUGAGUCGACCAUCGUGUCAGAGUUUGAUCUCGGUUGUGAGAACGCUUGGCAGAUGAGUACUUGUAAUACCGUAUUCUUUACUGGCAAAUUCUUAUCAGUCUUCCUCACUGGAUGGCUCUCUGACAGAUUUGGCCGUCGUCCCGUCUUCCUAGCCAGCAUUAGUAUUCAGGUUUUAUCUGGAAUAGCUCUGGCUUUUGCCCCUAACAUGCUUGUCUUCAGCAUUCUGUUCGUAAUCCAAGGCGCCUCUGAUUCAAGCGCCUUCAUUGCCAUGUACACGUUGGGUAUGGAAUUAGUAGGUGUCAGUAAAAGAAGGAUACCUGCGAUGGGCAUAGGAAUAUUUUUUGGUUUGGGACAUAUAGUAAUGGCAUUCGAGGCUUAUUUUUUACGCAAUUGGCGUCACCUAGCCUUGGCAGCAUGUUCCCCUGGAGUUCUGUUUGUGUGUUUUUGGUGGUUUUUCCCUGAAUCAGUACGAUGGCUGCUAGCACGAGGUAGACACGAGGAGGCAGAGGUGAUCAUAAAACGCAUUGCCAAUGUCAACAAAGUGAAGUUGGAACAAGAGGCUGUGGAUCGUCUGUUCAGGGACGGCGAAGAGGAUCACCGUGGGACAACAUAUACCCACAUUGAGCUGUUCAAGACCUGGAGAAGGGCUUUUAUAACUUCUGUACUGGCUUUCAUUUGGAUGGCGACUAUGAUGUGCUAUUAUGGGUUAACUCUGAAUGCCAAGGGUCUGGGAGGUAGUCUAUAUCUCAGUUUUGCCCUACUUGGAGCAGCGGAUAUCCCAGGGCUAUUGGCAGCCGCCUUCUUCAUAGACAAAUUUGGGCGACGGAAGAUGAUCUUUGGGACAAGCUGUCUGGGUGGCAGUCUUUGUAUCGCGUCUGGACUGAUUCCAACGAGUACGUUCUAUCUCACCAUUACAUUUGCCACACUUGGGAAAAUGUUGAUCACUCUGUCUAAGGCGGUUUUUAGCAUGUUUUUAGUAGAGAGUUACCCAACUGUUAUCAGGCACAUGGGGUUGAGUUUUUGUUCGUCAGUCGCCAGACUUGGAAUCGCAAUCACCCCUCAGAUUCUCACACUAGGUAGUGUGUACAGACCACUUCCUUUCAUCGUAUUCGGCUCAGUGUACAUAGGCGCUGGGUUCCUGAUGUUCUUAGUUCCUGAGACUCUGAACAAUCCACUUCUGCAGACCGUGGAAGAAUGGGACGUCGUGCUGGAUAGGAACAUCCUGGGUUGCACGUCAAAGAAGAAUGGAAAUGAGGCUCAUGAUCAAGGCGCCACCACUACUAGUGAAGGUUCUGAAUUGUGA
Lingula anatina is the source of this 1767-nucleotide messenger RNA. RefSeq names its product solute carrier family 22 member 1-like. The record is from RefSeq and is a predicted model, not a curated record. Lineage: Eukaryota; Metazoa; Brachiopoda; Lingulata; Lingulida; Lingulidae. Gene Ontology annotation, cellular component: membrane. Gene Ontology annotation, molecular function: transmembrane transporter activity. Gene Ontology annotation, biological process: transmembrane transport.